Molecule: messenger RNA, 1638 nt
Organism: Ilex paraguariensis (yerba mate)
Lineage: Eukaryota; Viridiplantae; Streptophyta; Magnoliopsida; Aquifoliales; Aquifoliaceae
Source: the annotation of a GenBank genome assembly
CUCUCUCUCUCUCUCUCUCUUCCCUCUACAAAAUCGAAAUCUUUCCUCAGCAAGAAAGCGAAUCUUCCUCACACUUGCGUUCUCUCACUCUUAUAUUGGAGUCACCGGAAUCUGCCACCGUCUCCAUAAGUGUCCGGUGAACACUUUACAGAUAUUUACAGCAAGAGAUUCAUAUAACUAUUCGCAAUUAACGCGGUCACUUUCUUCCGGAAAUCUCGCUGGUUGAUAUCGCCUGCAACUGUAUCAGGUCAGGUGGUUGCCUGCCACCUCCACCAUGAACGACGGAGACGACCACCACAUCCCCUCUUUACAACUCCAGAAGCUAAAAGUUGUAUCGGCCCUUGGCCGAGGAGCGAAAGGCGUUGUGUUCUUGGUCCAAACAGAAAGCGGAGAAUUGCUGGCUUUGAAGGCAAUCUUGAGACAUUCGAUCGAUAAGAACAAGGGGAAUGGCAAUAGUGAUGAUAGCGAGUACAGAAGAGUUUGCUUUGAGCAAGAGGUGUUGAAGUGCUUUCGACAUCCUCUGCUGCCGAAACUCCAUGGAGUUGUGGUUACGGAAAAGAUCGUUGGAUAUGCUAUUGAUUACUGUCCUGGCCGCGAUCUUAAUUCUCUCAGAAAGAAACAGACGGAGAAGAUGUUCUCCGAUGAUAUCACCAGGUUUUAUGCAGCAGAGUUGGUACUGGCAUUGGAGUAUUUGCACAGUUUGGGAAUAGUUUACAGAGAUUUGAAGCCAGAGAACGUAAUGAUCCAAGAAAACGGACAUCUAAUGCUCGUCGAUUUCGAUCUCUCAACCAAACUCUGCUCCGCAAAAACUCCUGAAUCUCCUCCGAUCGUCGAACCGGUACCCAAAUCAGGGCCGGUCAAGAAAAAGAAUGUCGCUGCGUUCUACAGGUGUUGCAGUUCAGGAAUUUCACCUGAAGACACCGUCUCCGUCCCUCCAGCAGAACUCGGUGCCAACUCAAGGACUUCCACUUCCGAGUCAGACUCGGUUGAGAAGUCGAACUCGUUCGUUGGAACCGAGGAAUACGUGGCGCCUGAGAUCAUACUUGGCACCGGACACGAUUUUGCGGUGGACUGUUGGUGCUUAGGUGUCGUUCUUUACGAAAUGUUGUACGGUACGACGCCGUUUAGGGGGUCGAACAGGAAAGAGACAUUUCAUCGGAUUUUGAAGAAGUCGCCGGAAUUAGUGGGAGAGCCAACGGCGUUGCGGGACUUAAUUGGAAAAUUGCUUGAAAAGGACCCAAAGCAGAGGAUUUCGCUUGAGAAAGUGAAAGUACAUGAUUUCUUCAAAGGGGUUGAUUGGAAUCUGAUUUUGCGAAUCCAAAGGCCACCAUGUAUACCUGUACGACCCGAGGAUAAGGGUAUUGAAGGAAAUAAGGGAAUUGAUGUGGAAGAUUUUGUCCAUGAAAUUUUUAAAGCUGUGGAGGAGGAGAAAGAGGAAGAAAAUAAGGAUUCGGAAAAGAAGAGUAAUGAUGAAAGUAGAAAUAAUGGGGUGUGGGUUGAAGAACAGAAUUACCCUACACGAGGUGACAAUUUUUUGAGUUUUUAGCUUUAAGUAUUCUAUAAUUUUGUUCAUCCAAAAGUUUUUUUGACUGGAUGACCUUACUCAUAUGACAUACAUUUGCUGAUUGCACUUAUAUA